Messenger RNA from Monomorium pharaonis (pharaoh ant), 4495 nucleotides. RefSeq lists its product as uncharacterized. Gene Ontology annotation, biological process: DNA replication. NCBI's taxonomy places the organism in Eukaryota, Metazoa, Arthropoda, Insecta, Hymenoptera, Formicidae. The transcript is spliced from 2 exons. Bases 796 to 4494 code for a protein of 1232 amino acids. Gene Ontology annotation, molecular function: nucleotide binding; DNA binding; DNA-directed DNA polymerase activity. The record is from RefSeq and is a predicted model, not a curated record.
AUGCUCUGUGUAUUGUAAAAAUUCGAUAUUUUCUGCAAUUGUUUCAAUUGCCCUGAAAAAGAAGACAGUGUCCGGGGAAAAGAGGAUGGAUGACACCCCUAGGCGCGUGGAAUAUUCGGCAGCGCGGGGGGAAGAGCCAGGCUGCAUCAAAGUUUGUUUUGAGAAAGAGGGACUGCAAUAAACCGUGCCUUAGAUAUUUAUCAAUAAGAUAUUUUAUUAGGAAGCGGCGCCAAUGCCAGCGAGGUUCCUUUUUCUAACAUUUUCUAAUGUUUUCGUCAAAGAAAACUCAAAACUUUAUCGUCUCGUCGGCGCCAGUUUUUUUUAUGGCACCAUUUUUUCUUUUGUCUUGGCACUCAGAGACUUUUCUCUGCGUGCUCAGGGAUCAUGUUUUUGGACCAUAUGACAUGACGUGAGACGGGAAAGAUACAAUCAUCAUGUAGAUCAUGUUUCCACACGUAAGAGCGCCGAUAUCUCGACUGCUUCUAAACAAAAAAAAUCGUAUGUCCAUAUACAUAUACAGAACCAUAUGUCGUCCCUUUAGUCCGAGACAUUUCAAACACCGAAGCUCAAGCUAUUCGUAAAUAAAUCUGUCUUGAUAAUCGUAGACCCAUUCUUUUUAAGAUUACGUGGCUGUAAACUAAUAGCACGAGUAUACAUAUGGCGAGAUCUCUUAAAGCAAAGGAUCGAGAGGUUGCAGUCACAGUCAGUCAGUCGGAAAGUGCAUGUGUUAAAAACGAAAUCGAUGCGGAUUAUUCAAGUAAAUGUAUUAAGUGAACGAUUAAAUAUUUACGCAACAUGGAAUACUUCGAGCAAGAGAAACGCGAACUCUUGGAGCAUGCCAAUAGAGUCACUACUUUGGGCGAAUGUUUUGCAUGGCUGCAACAAUGCAACGAGUGCAUCGAACAGCUCGAGGAACGCAAUCGUAACAAGCGUCCUCGGCUCACCGUGGGAAAUAGACAAUCUUUGAUGGCGAGGAUCAUGCAACUUGUUGGUGAAAAGACGCGAUUGCAAAGGCGUUUCAUGCACGUCGGCGGUAAUUACGCGGGCACUAGUGACGAUAGUGAUAACGUGGGACUUGAAUGGCACGAAGUAGAUGCGGCUUUCACUAGUCGUGUAUCAACUGGCGCAGUCAUCAAUAUCAAGCAUAUGGAACCUCGUCAGUUUCUCGACGAUGCCAAAAACAUUGUGCUCGAGCGAGUGCGAAACGCCAUACGAGAACGUAACAGUGUGAAGGUGAACGCCGCGUUUAACGGCGAAUUCGUAGCGGGUGAAAAACGUGGCGACAAAAGUGUGAAUACAAAAAAUUGCGUACUCUUUCAAACGUCGGACCUGAACGAAUGGUACGAGCGGCACAUUGUCGAGCCUACGUUGGCGUCGCUCGAGGAGUUUCAGGAACGUGAUAGCGGGUGGGCGCUGUCGCGAAUCUCAAAUCUGACUAUUAACAUAAACAAAUAUAAUCCUAUGCGCGCGGGAUGCUACAUCCAGCUACCGCGGGACAUUAUGCUGAAACAUGCGGUUAUUAACGUGAGGUCGAUGGACAAUGCGUGCUUUGCGUGGUCGGUGGUCGCCGCUCUGUAUCCCGCAGAGAGAAACGCGGAUCGGGAGUCAUCCUACCCGCAUUAUACGGCGGUCUUGAAUCUCGGCGACAUUGAGUUUCCGAUCGCGUUAAAGGAUAUUGGGAAAUUCGAGCGACUCAACGACAUGUCGGUCAACGUCUACGGCGUCGAGGGGAAGAAGAUUUUUCCGCUGCGACUCUCCGACGGCAAGAAGGAGAAGCACGUAAAUUUAUUAUACGUGCAAGGCAACGCGGACAACGUAGGGCAUUUUGCAUGGAUAAAGAAUCUGUCCCGACUUGUAAGCUCGCAAUUGAGUCGUCACGCAAGCAGAAAAUAUAUUUGCGAUCGGUGUUUACACUACUUCAGUUCCGCGGAAAAGUUGGACGCCCACGACGUAGUCUGCACAUCAUUGAAUAACUGCGCCAUACGAUUGCCGGGCGAAGACGACAAGUGGCUCCGGUUCGAGAAUCAUCGCAACAAGGAGCGACUUCCCUUCGUCAUCUACGCGGACCUGGAGUGCGUACUGCGGAAGACGGAACCGGAUACAGCCAACAACACGUCGUACACACACCAGCAUCACGAGGUAUUCAACAUCGGAUACUACGUGCGAUGUUCGUACGAUUCAUCGUUAUCUAUGUAUCGAUCUCGCCGCGGUAACGAUUGCGUCACGUGGUUCGCCGAACAGCUUGAAGUUAUAGCGCAUAAUGUAAACUACAUAUUAUCCGCCAAUGUCCCCAUGGUAGAUUUAACGCGAGACGAGUGGGUUAAAUUUUGUAACGCGACGCAUUGUCACAUAUGCGAAAAACCGUUCACUCAAGAUGACACGCGGGUACGCGAUCAUUGCCAUUUAACCGGUAGAUAUCGAGGUCCCGCGCAUUCCAAUUGCAAUUUAAAUUAUAAACAGUCGUUUUAUAUUCCGAUAAUAUUUCACAAUUUAUCCGGCUACGAUGCGCAUUUUAUUAUCAAGGAAAUAGCCACGGCGUUCGAGGGGAAAAUCGACUUACUUCCCAUCACAAAAGAAAAAUACAUUUCAUUUACUAAACACGUUCAAAAUGCAAGAGAUAAAAAUAAUCAGAAAAAUUGUGUGAAAUUGCGUUUUAUCGAUUCAUAUAAAUUCCUUAAUACUAAUCUCGACAAAUUGGCAUCGUUUUUGAACAAGGACAGACUCCAAAUUUUACAAUCUGAAUUUAAAGACGUAUCGGCUGAAAAUUUCAAUUUAUUAACGCGAAAGGGGGUAUUCCCGUACGAAUACGUUGACUGCGUCGAAAAGUUGGAGGAAACGUGUCUACCGCCACGCGAAUCGUUUUACAGCUCUCUAACCGGUGACACGAUAUCCGAGAACGAUUACGCUCACGCCGUUAACGUAUGGCAAUGGUUCUCCGUUCGAACUCUAGGUGAAUAUAGCGACAUGUAUCUCAAAAUUGAUAUCUUGUUGUUAGCCGAUAUUUUUGAAAACUUCCGCGACAAAUGUAUCGAAAGUUACGGGCUCGAUCCCGCCCAUUAUUACACGCUUCCCGGAUACACGUGGGACGCUAUGUUAAAGUAUACGAAAAUUACUUUCGAACUUCUUACAGACAUUGACAUGGUCAUGUUUAUCGAACGCGGUAUACGCGGUGGCCUUAGUCAAUGUUCCGGUAGGUACCCGCGGGCUAACAACAAAUACAUGAAUUCGUCGUACGAUCCACUGAAACCAUCGUCGUACCUGAUGUACUUCGAUGUGAAUAAUUUGUACGGAUGGGCGAUGUGUCAACCGUUGCCCUACGGCAAUUUUCGAUGGGUCGACGACAUGUCCAAUUUCGACGUAUCUUCAAUCGCGCUCGAUUCAACAACAGGCUACAUCCUCGAAGUCGAUCUCGAGUAUCCGCAGCAUCUUCAUGACGCGCACGCCGACCUACCCUUCUGUCCGACGCGCGAUAAGCCGCCCGGUACGCGUCAGGAGAAACUGCUUGCAACCGUUUACGACAAGAAGCGGUACGUCAUACAUUACCGUAACCUGCAGCAGUGCAUGCGCCACGGUCUUCGCGUAACACAGAUACACCGCAUAUUAAAAUUCGCGCAAUCUCCAUGGCUCCGUAAAUACAUAGAAUUAAACACACAAUUACGGACCCUCGCAAGAAAUGAUUUUGAAAAAAAUUUAUAUAAACUAAUGAACAAUGCAGUAUUUGGUAAAACCAUGGAGAAUGUGCGCAAUCGCGUCGCCGUGAAAUUGCUGACGAAGUGGGAGGGUAGGUACGGCGCGGAGGCAAUGAUCUCGAAACCGAAUUUCCAUAGCCGUAGCAUCUUUUCGGAAAAUCUUAUUGCCGUGGAGCUGCGUAAUCUCGAGGUGAAAUUCUGUAAACCGAUCUACGUAGGCAUGUGUAUACUCGAUAUUUCUAAAACAUGUCUGUAUGCAUAUCACUACGAGUACAUGCUGCCUCUGUAUAAUGAUAAAUGUAGAGUUAUGUAUACCGACACCGACAGCCUCAUUUAUCACAUCGAGUGUGAAAAUGUGUACGAAAACAUGAGGCGCGAUAUUCAUAGAUUCGAUACGAGCGAUUACGGUGUGAACAAUGCGUACGGUAUGCCUCUCAAAAAUAAAAAGGUACCAGGUUUGAUGAAGGACGAAAAUAACGGCGCUAUUAUGACCGAGUUCGUCGGACUUAGAGCAAAGAUGUACGCCUUGCGAGUCGACGGUAAAAAAGAUACAAAAAAGAUUAAAGGUAUAAAGAGUAACGUCGUAGCGCAUACUAUUGCAUUCGACGAUUACACGCGGUGUCUGCGAGACGAGAUCGAGAUGACGCGACAGCAAACUUGUAUACGGUCCAAGCUGCACGAGGUGUACACAAUAUCGGAAACGAAAAUUGCUCUAAGUCCGUACGACGAUAAGCGAUAUAUCGUGCCCGAUUCCAUCGACACAUUGCCGUGGGGACAUUACAAGAUACCAUUGUCAUAUAUGUAAU